AGCGUGGGGACACGGUUGCGCAAUUUUGGCGGGCGUGGGGACACGGUUCGCGCAAAUUCGGGGAUCAUGGUAAUCGGAGAUCUGGUCUUCGUAAUGCGGCGAUCACCUUCGCUCCUUGCCGCCUUUCUCUUGCUGCUGUUGCCAUGUUUCUUCACUUUGCAAUAUGCGGGGCGGGGUGGUGGUUGCGGCGGAGGCGGCGACAGGGGAGAGGCAAUAGAUGGAGGAGGUGCUAGGGGCGGAGAAGCGGGAGGACGGGCAGCAUUGACAUCAGAAAAUGAGAACGUAGCGACGGCAUCGCCGUCGGCGCCGCGCGCUGAAGACGAUGAUCAUCUUCAUCAUCGUCUUCGCCGUCUUUUCCGCAUUCCUGAGGCGUCAGAAGGGCGAUUACUGCAGGGGAUGUUCAAUACAUCCAGCAUAUCUACCAUUGAUGCUGCCUUAGUUGCUGAUGGUACCAGCGUCGUGAAGUUCCUCGGAGAGAGUCCGUUCAACACUUUUUUGAACGGUUCUGAACUAUGCGCGGGCCCAAUCCCGGACGUCGCCCUCUCUCGCGACGGCACUGUGUUGUACUACAGGCUGUUGGAAGCAUGCAUGGACCCCGCAUUUCAAAAAUUCACCAAGCUCCGCUACUCGUUUAGAGAAGCCAAACCGGGUACGGCUACGGCGCUGGCGGGAGGUGGACGUUUGCUUAGUUACUGGUGGCCGGCUGCGAAUCCAAGCGGGAGAGCGAAUAUGACCGCCUUUAUUUUUGAGGAUCCGUUGGGCUCUGAUCGGAUCAAUCCGAUGAUGAACUUCAUUUCCAGCAUGGAUGUGACUAAGUCUGAUACGCACCUGGCCGUCUUUCCGACGCCAAUCGGCAUCGGCAAGAGAAUGAUAGUUUUCAUCGAGGUCGCCAGCGGAGAUAGGACGGCAAUCGAGGUGUCCGACGUGGACUCGCCAGGAAGUCUCGCGUUCGCUCGGCUUGCUAAUGAGCGUCUGUAUAUCGCCGACACCGCUGCGCCUUAUCGCAUUCUCUCUGCGCCCAUGUUACCUGGAGCUGAUGGUAUUCCCAUGAGUAGCACGACUGUUUUCGCGCCGGAGGCCAAUUUUCCCAAAGGCGGGAGGCCCAACAUAACAGAGACUAAGUUCGCGGGGCAAAGCUUGGACUCACAAGGGAGGUGUCUGUACUUCAGCGACUCCACCAAUCUCACGGUUUGGAGCCUGGACUUGACAUCUCCAUCAUCAAGAUCGUCAUCAGCGUCGGAAUCGCCAAUGUCUAGAAACGCCACGCAUGUCGCAGGAUCAGGAAAGAAAAAGAUAGAAGAUGGUCCCGGUUUGAGCGCGUCGUUCUGGUCUCUGUCGCAUCCGGUAGUAACUCGAGACGGGUGCAACGUGUUCGUUGUGGAUGACGAUACGGUUCGCUGGAUAAAACUUAGCUCGCCCUGCUCUACAGCUCUCAAAGUGACAUCUGUUGCGAAGGUUGUGGCUACGAACUUUUGGAGCUUAGCGCUCUUCGAUAACGGGACAAGCAAUCCGCUCUUGUACCUAGGUACAAUGGACGGGCAGGUAUACAAGCUGGAGAUCAACAGGGCCGCGUUACAUUCAUGUCGUAGUGAGGUGCCGAAUCCGCCCAUACCGUCUCUGCCCUCGAGCAGUCCACCUCCUCCACCUCCUUCCCUAUCUGCUCCUAAUGUUUCCCAAAGCUCCCCACCGCCCCCCUCCCCUCCCUCUUCUAGUAGCCCUCCAGCGGUGCAAGACUCGAGCAGCUCGAAAUCGCCAAAGGAUAAUCCGUCUCCCGCCAUCAUCGUGGUUCCCGUUGUGUGCGGCUUGGCUGUCCUCCUCAUCGUCGUCGGAGUUGCGAUCGUUUACUGCAGGCGCAUUAACCGACCACUGGAGGCGAUACCAGUCACUCAAUCUACGACCUACAUACCGUCAUUGCCGCUGACCACUGACACCGUCCCGCUUAACCCCGCCGUUGUCAGAGCUUUCGGGCUCACCGAUCUCCGAUUCUGCACGAAUGAUUUCGAUCAGAGUUAUCUUAUUGGAGACAAGGGAGCGUUCGGGGAGGUGUACUGGGGUUCGCUGGGAGGAACUCAGGUGGCAAUCAAGGUAAUGCACGGGGAGCUGACGGCUGCCAAGCGCAGGCAGUUCGUAGCGGAGGUGAAUACUCUCACCCGCCUUCACCACGCCAACCUCAUCCAGCUUAUCGGAUACUGCGACGAGGGGAACCGGUGCAUCCUGGUCUACCCUUAUUUCGCAGGUGGGAGCUUGCACUCACGAUUACACAAGAGGGUGGGGGUGCGCGGAGCGGCGCCCCCGCCGCCGCUGACGCUGUCGCAGCGAAUGUCGAUCAUUUCGCAGAUCGCAGAAGGCCUUCGGUAUUUGCAUUGCGGCGCCAAUCCGAGAGUCAUUCAUCGGGACGUGAAGAGCAGCAACGUCCUCCUCAGCGAUGGUGCUGACGGCAGCUUGCAAGUCGUGCUCGCCGAUUUCGGCACGGCAGCAAUAACCGAGAAUGUGUUCGAGACGGGGCACCAGAGCGUGGUGAAGACGUGUCAGCUGGCGGGGACACGUGGCUACAUCGCACCCGAGUACCUGCUGAGAGGGCGGCUGACGGCCAAGAACGACGUGUUCGCAUUCGGAGUAGUUGUGUUGGAGUUGAUGACUGGAAAACCGGCGAUUCUUCGCCAAUCCCCGGUUGAUGGCGAAUGCCAAGCCCUCGCGGAAUGGGUAAGAGAAAUUUCCCAGCGUUCAAGCAUGUCGGCCAUUCUCGGCACGAUCAUCGACCCGUGCUUGAGGAGUAUAGUGGAGACGAACGUCGUCAUCAGGAAUAUGGUCAUAGAUGAGGUUAAUCUAGGGAUGACCUGCUCCCAACUGGAAGACGAGCAAAGGCCGAUCAUGAGCUCGGUGUGCGACAGGCUGACGGUUAUGCUGUCGGAAGCAAAAGGCCGGGGUAUAUACGAGUAGCGCCGUCCAUGGAAGAGUGGACGAGUACCUGGAAAUGGCGGCGAGGAGGCCAGUCGGCGAAAGCUGGGAGCGGGAGGGGAGGGAGAAGGGGGAGUGGGGGCGGGGAGCGGGGGUGUAAAGGCGGUGGGAUUGCGAACGACUGAGGAGGAUGAGCUUAUAAAUUCUCGACAGAGUGCCCGCUCCAGAGUUGAUAAGUUUCUCGACAGAAGGUACUCAGGUAUAGUGAGGGUAGAUUGAUGAUGCCGUUCGUUAUCAAUCGGCCUUCGUCGUCAAGGCGCACAAAGAUGUCUCUUGCGCUUACGUGGCGGUGGCUUUGAGA
Chara braunii is the source of this 3259-nucleotide messenger RNA. The record is from the annotation of a GenBank genome assembly. Lineage: Eukaryota; Viridiplantae; Streptophyta; Charophyceae; Charales; Characeae.